AUGCCAGUAAAAAAAAGAGCCUCUUUGGGAAGAAGUACAUCAGCUGCAAGAAGAAUGGCAGCAACAAGAGCAGCUGAAGAUUCUGAAGACACACGCAUUCGACUUGAUGGUCAACGUGCAAGACAAGCAGCUUCACGAGCAGCGGAAGAUUCUGAAGACACACGUACUCGACUUGAUGGUCAACGUGCAAGACAAGCAGCUUCAAUAGCAGCUGAAUCUCCAGAACGGAGACAAGGUCGACGGGAAGAAGAUCGAGCCAGACAUGCAGCUACAAGAGGAGCUGAGGAUCCCAUACAGAGACGGACUCGAAGUGAAGAUCAGCGUAGACGACAAGCAGCCUCAAGAGCAGCGCAAUGGACAUUUAUGGAAGGGGAAGCGUUUCGUUAUGAUCCAGCCAACAACUAUGACAGCCAUCCUCAACUUUAUAUUGGACAAAUGAGUGCUGUUUGCCCAUACUGUAAUGCCCUCAAGUGGCAUGCAGAAACACGAGCUCUUCGAACUGUAAACGGUCAGAUCUGUGCAACAUUUCGUGAAGCAUGUCAAUUACAUGGAUUACUGGAAGAUGAUCAGCAAUGGGAUGCCACCAUGUCCGAAGCAGCUGCAGCUCAAUCGCCAGCAAGAUUAAGAAAUCUAUUUGCUCUUAUACUAGCUGUUUGUGGACCAUCCAAUCCAAAACAAUUAUGGGAGUCGUACAAAGAAAGCUUGACUGAAGACAUUCUGAGAAAUGCUCGCAGGCGAAAUCCUGGAAUGAAUUUGGAUUAUACACCAGAUAUGUUUAAUCAAGCACUGAUUAUUAUUGAAAAUAAAGUUUUAGAGAUGGGUGGCAAAGAACUUGAGAAAUUAGAGCUCCCAACUCCUCAACGAAAUUCGGGUGAUCGAUUAAACAGUGCAAUGCUCAGAGAAACAAGUUAUGAUGUGAAAGAGUUGGAUGCUUAUAUAACAGCAAAUGAGCCACUUAUUACCAAAGGAACUGGCGAAGUAAAGGUUCUGCAAGAAUGUGAACUUAUUGCAUGGGAUGAGUGCACAAUGGCUCAUAGGUAUGCAUUAGAAGCUUUGAACCAUACUUUACAGGAUCUUCGUAACAAUGGAAAGAAUAUGGGUGGAGUAGUUGUACUUAUUGCUGGCGAUUUUAGGCAAACAUUACCAGUUAUUCCAAAGGGUACCAUGGCUGAUGAGCUUAAAGCUUGCUUGAAAUCUUCGUAUCUUUGGAGACAUGUUGCAUCAUUAAAACUCAGUAGUAACAUGAGAGUGCACUUACAAGGUGACGUAUCUGCCGGCCGUUUCGCUGAACAACUUCUCGCAAUUGGAAAUGGCAAAAUACCUGCUGACCCAGUCAGUGGACUUAUUAAUAUUUCAGACAACUUUUGCAAUAUCGUUGAAUCAGUCGAAGAACUCAAGAAUAAAGUGUUUCCAAACAUUCAAACUCAGUACAAGGAUCACAAAUGGUUAUGUGAACGUGCCAUUCUGGCUCCGAAAAACGUCAAUGUAAAUGCUAUCAAUCUACAAAUACAGCAACAACUUCCUGGUGAAGCUAUAUCUUACAAAUCAAUUGAUACAGUUAAAGAUAUCGACAUGGUAGUUCAGUAUCCAACUGAGUUUCUCAAUUCACUCGAACCUUCUGGAAUGCCACCACAUAACUUGCGUCUGAAAAUUGGAUCAUCUAUUAUGCUCCUAAGAAAUCUGGAUGCACCAAGAUUAUGUAAUGGUACAAGGCUAUGUGUCAAAACUCUAAUGCCUCAUGUAAUCGAAGCAACGAUCAUGACAGGUUGUGCAAAAGGUGAAGAUGUAUUCAUACCAAAAAUACCUUUGCUCCCCUCUGAUAUACCAUUCCAAUUUACACGACUUCAGUUUCCAGUACGGCUUGCCUUCGCAAUGUCUAUUAAUAAGGCUCAAGGACAAUCACUUAAAGUUGCUGGUGUCAAUUUAGAAACUCCUUGCUUUUCUCAUGGUCAACUUUAUGUGGCAUGCUCGAGAGUAGGAACUGGAGAGAAUUUAUAUGUUUUUGCUCCAGAUGGAAAAACGAAGAACAUCGUGUACAAAACAGCUUUACAAUGA
Molecule: messenger RNA, 2055 nt
Organism: Rotaria sordida
Lineage: Eukaryota; Metazoa; Rotifera; Eurotatoria; Philodinida; Philodinidae
Source: the annotation of a GenBank genome assembly